AUGAGAUCUCUUCGCUUCAUUUCUGCUGAAGUCCUGGUGUCCCACCCCAGCGUGGCUGUGGAGGGCCUGAGUAGUGUGGCCUACAAUCUUUACCCACUCCUGUUCAAGGCCAGCUACCUGCGGGAACAAGCGGAAGUAACCCGUGCUGUGCUGGGCUGCUGGCCCCUAGAGGAAUUCCGGCUAGAUGUACUACUGGGGCCAAGCACUGACCACCCUGAAGACCUGCGUGACCGGGCCUGCAAGACCUGCCUGGAAGCCUGUGUGCAGGGCCUGGCUGAUCACGUGCUUCAGGGCAGGAGCUGCCGGCUGCAGAGAGCUGACCUUACGGGUAUCCGGGAUGUACAGGUGCAGCGAUGUCCCUGUGGCAAGGCUCUGGGAAGGUGGGGCCGUACUGAGCUCCUGGCGAGGAUAUGCUGCCAACUGCAGGCAGAGGCCUGUGCAGUCAGGCGGCCUAUUGAAGUCCUCGUUGACCUCUUUGUCACUGAGGGCAACUUUGAGAUGGUGGUGCAGGCCCUGAAGCCAGCAGGUCUGGCUCCUCUGCAGAUGCGCUGUCCCUCCUUCCGGGCAGACAGCCUGAGCCCUGGGCAGCUCCUGCAGGUGUUAGGCCUAGCCAGGCCAGGGGAGCUGCGCAAGCUGGAGGUGGUCCACAAUGUGCGGCUACAUGCUGGCCAUGUGCAGCAGCUGUUAGCCCAGGUGGGAUUCCCUCACCUGACUUCCCUCACCCUGCCCACCAAGGCCUUUGACACACCCUUCCCUUGCGUCCCAACUUCUGAGCGUGAAGACUGCCUCCUUGCCUCCAUCGCCAGGGAGCUCAGCAGCAUGACCCGGCUGGUAGAGCUGAGUGUGUCCUUCUCCACGCUGACAGGGAAGAUCCAGACUCUGCUGGGCCCCCUCAGGACACCACUGAGAACGCUGGACCUGGCCAACUGUGCUCUGAACCACGAAGACAUGACCUUCUUGGCAGACUGUAUCCAUGCUGCCCACCUGGAGGUGCUGGACCUCAGUGGACACAAUCUGCUUCAUUUAUAUCCCUCUACCUUCCUCAAGCUCCUGCGCCAGGCUGCCCAGACUCUACGGGUGCUGACCUUGGAAGAGUGUGGCAUCACUGAUAGCUGUGUGGGCAUGAUGAUCCUGGGCCUGAGCUCCUGCCACCAGCUCCAGGAGCUCAAGUUCCUUGGUAACCCGCUGUCAGCCUGCGCCCUCAAGCGCCUCUUUUCUGCACUCUGUGAGCUCCCUGAGCUACGCUGUAUCGAGUUCCCUGUGCCUAAGGAAUGCUACCCGGAGGGUGCUGCUUAUCCCCAGGAUGAGCUGGCCAUGUCCACAUUCGAUCAGCAGAAAUAUGCUGUGAUUGCAGAAGAGCUGCGUGGCGUGCUGCUGCGGGCCAUGCGGGAAGACAUCCAAACCUCCACACCACUCUUCGGGGGUUUUGACCCAGAAGUUCAUGAAACCAGCAAUGAGCUUGGGGCUUUCUUGUUGCAAGCUUUCAAAGCUGCUUUAGACAACCUUUCCAGAGCACUAAAACAAGCAGAGUAGGCCCUUGAAUUGUGCAUUUUAACCAGCUCAGUUGCCCAGAGGUCAAGUCCUGUAUUAGAGCAUAAGGCUGAGAUCUCAGCACCAGUAGCUUCACUGAGAAAAAAAGCAUUUGUUAGUGAAAGCUGUGGGUGUGCCUGUCAAUUAAAGAAACCCUGCCUUCUAAAUGUGCCAUGCAGAGCCCUUGGGUUCAAUUCUAGAACUAGGUGAAGGUGCCACGGCAGAGGUCCAGGAACUGGGGCAGAGUGGAGACCUCAGCUGAUAUCUACUAUGGCAGCCUGAACCCUGGGAGCAGGGUUCACCUGACUCUGAAGCAGAAGGGGAGGAAGUGAGAUCACUCAUCACAGAAUACAAAUAAUAGAAGACCCCAU
Dipodomys ordii (Ord's kangaroo rat) is the source of this 1901-nucleotide messenger RNA. It is a transcript of the gene Lrrc14b, whose product is annotated as leucine rich repeat containing 14B. The record is from RefSeq and is a predicted model, not a curated record. The coding region runs from base 1 to 1533 and encodes 510 amino acids. The transcript has 2 exons. Gene Ontology annotation, cellular component: cytoplasm. Lineage: Eukaryota; Metazoa; Chordata; Mammalia; Rodentia; Heteromyidae.